Messenger RNA from Nerophis lumbriciformis (worm pipefish), 372 nucleotides. The record is from RefSeq and is a predicted model, not a curated record. NCBI's taxonomy places the organism in Eukaryota, Metazoa, Chordata, Actinopteri, Syngnathiformes, Syngnathidae.
AUGGCGGAGGUUCCUGGGACGUCAAGUGAGACGAUCACGGAGACUGUUCAAACCAGCACACCGCCACCGCCCCAGCAGGAGGGGCGCAGUUUAACCAUCAAAUUAAGAAAGAGGAAAACCGAGAAAAAGGUGGAAUGGUCCAGUGACACAGUCGACAACGAGCACCUCGGGAGGAGAUCUUCCAAAUGCUGCUGCAUUUAUGAAAAGCCUCGACAGUUCGGCGAGUCGUCCUCCGAAAGCGAAGGAGACGAUGACAACGAAGGGUGCGGAAGCGCACACUGUAUCCUGGGCCACGGACGGAGGGAUCACGGACAGACGGGGGGCGGGGGAGCUACGGCGCCCCCAAAGUCCGGGAGGUCACAUGCUCAUUAG